GGCGCAAGUGCCUGCCUCAUAUGCGGGAAGGUCCUGAGUUCAGUUCCUGGUACCAAAAAAAAAAAAAAUUCAAGGGCAUGGCUCUCACGAGGAUCUCGUGUUGGAUGGCAUCACAAUGACAGCAUCCAGAAAGAGAGAAAUACAAGGGGGAAGAUUACAUGACCACAGGGUCGGACAGGAAGUCAGAGGAAAGGGAGGGGCCCGUCUUGCUUUUGGUUUUACUGACUCCAGGCCGGCCAACUACACAGUGAGACCCUGUUUCAAAAAAAAAAAAGGUCUUACUAUGGUCCAGACUGGCUUUGAAUUCACUAUGUAGUCCAGAGUGGCCUCAAGCUUGGGGCAAUCCUCCUGCCUCAGCCUCCCAAGUGCUGGGAUAAAAAGCAUGGGCCAUCAUGCCCAGAGGACCAUUCUACUGUUUUUUAAGAACCAGAAAGGCUUUUAGAUGAUCUAUUAAGUCUCAAUACCCAACAAUAUUUGAAAACUGUAGCGGUAAACACACAUGGGAAGUGCUUUAUUCUAUAUACCCACCGCAGAGGUCACGAAGGAUCGGAUACAGCGUCCCAGGAAAGGGAAGCUGUGCAAGCGCAUGGGGGUGGGGGGUGCAGGCUGUGCGCAAAGGAAUUCACGGACUUCAAAGUCCCUGUUGCUCAGAACUGCGUUGGGGGGAGGCUCCCUUUCUCUGCUCUUCUUCAGGUUUCUCUGUACACUCCGUCACUAGAGUAUUAGCUCUGGAGUCCCGCCACUUCCUCGCUGGGGACUCACAUCUUGGAGGCUGCUGGCAUGUGGCGGUGGUGGAGGUCGUCACCCCUCCCUGCCCCCCGAGACCAGCCCCUGCAAAGGGGCGGCAAGCUGUGUGUGGCUGCGGUCCUCGGAACCCAGUGAGGUCACAAGGGCUGGCUGCACACAGGAACAUUCUGCAUGUCCAGCCUGGAGACUGCUUAUGACACGGCUGAUAAAAGGAAGCUGCCGCCGGUGCCAGAGAGCGGUGCCCGUGCGCGGUGGGUAGGGGAGCAGCCUGGGGCGGAUAUACCCCAGCUCCUGCAGGCAUGAGCCGGGCAGCACGCUGGGUGGGAGACGGGCAUGGAAGGCUCCCGCCUCCCGUCCAAGCCUUCCCUGCCCACCCCAUGACCAGGCGGGAAUCGUCGUGCCCCCAGCGUGUCGCCCCCUGCCCUCCACACCCGGGACCGCGGUUAGGGUGACAAUCUGUCACCCGCAAGCGGGGUGUCCCCUGAGGCGGCGAGGCAGGAGGCAGAGGCGUUAUGGACACCACGUUCGUGGACAGGACCCGGAGCCCAUCCGAAGGCAGCGUUCCGCAGUCGGAAAACCAGAGCUACUGGACCGCGGAGCGCGACGGCGAGGUGCGGCUGCGGCUGCGGCUGGCCGAGGACUCGAGCGCCGCGCAGGCGCCGCUCACCGUGCACGACAUGGUCCUGCACGCGGCCACCAAGUUCGCCAGCUACAUCGCGCUCGGCACCAAGCGCAGGAACCACUGGCACCUGGUCUCCUACGUCCAGUACUACGAGCUGUGUCGCCGCGCCGCCAAGGCCUUCCUCAAGCUGGGCCUGGAGCGCUUUCACACCGUGGGCAUCCUGGGGCUCAACUCGGAGGAGUGGGUGAUCGCCAGCAUCGGGGCCAUCAUGGCAGGAGGCAUCUCUGUCGGCAUCUCGCCCACCACCUCCCCAAAAGCCUGCCAGGUCAUCGCCAAGCACUCUGAGAUAAAUGUGUUGGUGGUGGACAGCAAUAAACAGCUGGAGAAAGUCAGCCAGAUCCAGAGCUCCCUGAAGCACCUCAAGGCGAUCGUGCAGUACGAGGACGACAUCCAGACCGCACAGCCCAAUCUGUACUCGUGGCAAAGGUUCCUGGACCUUGGCGGCGACAUCUCUGAUGAGACGCUGGACCACAUCAUCGACUCCCAGAAGCCAAACCAGUGCUGCACCUUCGUGUACAGCCUGAUGGGCACAAGCUCGCCCAAAGUCAUCAUGCUCAGCCAUGACAACAUCACCUGGACCACGGCGGCCACCGUGCAGAGCCUGGGUUACAAGUGUCCACCCUUCGGGCAGGAGGUGCUGGUGAGCUACCUGCCGCUCAGCUACGUGUGCGCCCAGAUCUUAGACAUGUGGGUGGCCAUCGCCGUGGGCGGCGCCCUCUACUUCUCCCCACAGGACGCUGAGAGGGGCAGCGAGGGCCUGCACCCGCCUGGUGCUAGUCCCGGACGUGCGGCCCUGGAGUGGACAGUGUCCGGCCUGCAGGGCUACCUGACGGAGCUGCUGCGGGAGGUGCGGCCCACCACCUUCCCGGGCACCCCGUGGCUGUGGGACCAGAUGAUGGACGGCCUCAGGACCAGCCAGCUGGCGUCCACGGCGCUGCGCAGGCGCGUCGACUCGUGGGCCAUGGACGUGGGGCUGAGCACCAACACGAAGCGCAUGUUCGGGGACCUGCAUUCCUCCAUGAGCUUCCGCCUGGCCAAGAAGCUCACCUUCACCCGGGCGCGCAAGCUGCUGGGCCUGAGCCACUGCGAGCAGUUCUUCAACGUGGGCACGGGGCUGUCCAGGCCCACCCUGGACUUCUUCCUCAGCCUCGACAUCCCCAUCUACGAGCUCUACGGCCUGUCGGAGUGCACAGGCCUCCACGCGCUCUCCACGCGCCGGGACUUCCGGCUGCUGAGCUGUGGGAAGGGGCUCUCCGGCACCCGCACCAAGGUGAAGGAGGAGGACGAGGAGGGCACGGGGCCCAUCAGCAUCUGGGGCCGGAACCUCUUCAUGGGGUACCUCGGCGACAACGCGGGCACGGAGAGGAAGACGGACGGCGACGGCUGGCUGCACACGGGCGACCUGGGCUUCUUGGAUGUGGACGACUUCCUCUACAUCAGGGGCAAGGACACGGACCUCAUCACGCUGUGCUCCGGGAAGACGGUCAACCCGAGCCCCAUCGAGGAGCGCGUGAAGGCGUACAUCCCCAUCGUCCACUACGCCGUGGUGGUGGGCCAGGACGCGCCCUACCUGUGCGCCCUCCUCACGCUCAAGUGCCAGGUGAACUGGGAGACGGGGGAGCCCUGCACAGCACUGACCAGCGAGACCGUGGCGCUGUGCCGGGGCCUGGGGAGCCGGGCCACCAGGCUGGCGGACGUCAUCCACAACAACGACCCCGUCGUCGCCGAGUUCAUCAGCAAAGGCAUGGAGGCCGUGAACGCCGAGGCGCCGUCCGAGAGCGCCAGGGUUGUCAAGUGGGCCGUGCUGGACACAGACUUCUCAAUGGGCGGCGGGGAGCUCGGAGUCACAUCGAGACUGAAGAGGACGACUGUGACCAAGCUAUACCAAGCCGAAAUCGAGAACUUCUACAAGGACAGGGAGGGGCUUUAGUGGCCAGGAAAGGCCCCAGGCAGCUCCAACGCUCACACAACGCCCUUAGGAGGUCCAGAUUCCUCUUCUGCCUGUCUUCUGCCUCUGCCUGUGACAUUAAGGGAUGUGUUCCUAGAGGGAGGGUGGCCCUGUGAGGACCGAGCCCCUCUCCGGGCUCUGCCUUCAGGUUGGAAAGAACAAUAAAACUGGUUCACUGA
Messenger RNA from Chinchilla lanigera (long-tailed chinchilla), 3556 nucleotides. Its product is annotated as long-chain-fatty-acid--CoA ligase ACSBG2-like. Gene Ontology annotation, cellular component: endoplasmic reticulum; membrane. Lineage: Eukaryota; Metazoa; Chordata; Mammalia; Rodentia; Chinchillidae. The transcript has 14 exons. The record is from RefSeq and is a predicted model, not a curated record. Bases 1260 to 3359 code for a protein of 699 amino acids. Gene Ontology annotation, molecular function: long-chain fatty acid-CoA ligase activity.